AUGAAUAAACCAAUUGAAACAAGAGAAGUUUAUCGAGAUGGUCCAGGAUUUGCACCAAAUCAAUAUGUUGUUUUUGUCUCAAGUGUGAAUGAACAUGGUUGCUUAUCAGGUAGAACAUUGGCUUAUGCUGGUGCAUGUGAAACGCACCCUACAACUGACAGACCAAUUAUGGGAAUGAUCAACUUCUGUCCAGAAAAGAUGGAAAUAGAAGAACCAGGAAGAACUAUGAUGCUUGGUACAGCUACUCAUGAAAUGGCUCAUGCUUUGGGAUUCUCUAAGUCGAAUUACGCUUUGAUGCGUGAUCGAGACGGCAGACCAUUAACACCAAGAGAUCCCAGAACAGGUAAACCACCAUUGAAUCCUCAAAGGCAGUAUGAUCCCAGGUGACUUAUUGUUUUGUGAUUCUAGUUUUAUCCUAACUCUUU
Messenger RNA from Schistosoma mattheei, 425 nucleotides. Lineage: Eukaryota; Metazoa; Platyhelminthes; Trematoda; Strigeidida; Schistosomatidae. The record is from the annotation of a GenBank genome assembly.